Dermacentor andersoni is the source of this 726-nucleotide messenger RNA. NCBI's taxonomy places the organism in Eukaryota, Metazoa, Arthropoda, Arachnida, Ixodida, Ixodidae. The record is from RefSeq and is a predicted model, not a curated record.
AUGUUGGAGACACAUACACAGUUUAUUCCGUCAAGCAAGAACAGGUACGUAACGAGUGAUCUGGCCGCAACGUCGUACACUAUUAAUGACAAGCUGGACCAAUUGCUGCCCCUAAAAGAAUCUGUCGAGAGCUUGGAAGAUGCUGUUCACUUCAUGAGCGAGCAGUACGAUCAGCUUCUAACACGCACGGGAAAAAAUGAACGCGCUGUCGCGGAUAUCAAAGGAAGGUUACUAAAGCUUGAAGAACGGGAGGAGGUCACACAGCUUAAGGCCGAGGUUGACUACUUGGGAUGGCAAAGCCGUAAACUAAACCUGGAAUUCCACGGAAUUCCGCAAACUUACAAUGAGAACUUAUUGGAAGAAAUAAAUGCGCUAGCAGGAAAGGCCGAGCUCCCACAACUUUUGCAACAUGAUAUUGUGGCGAUCCAUCGACUGCCCGCUAAAAAAGGAAAAACGCCAGGUGUUAUUUGUCGCUUUGCCAAACAAAUGAAGCGAGAUGAAUGGUGGCAAAACCGGAAGAAGCUGAGCAGUGUAGAUGAUAAGUUGUUUUUGCAAGAAAACUUAACCAAACGAACUCGUGCACUUCUUUUUCAGGUGAAAAACUGGUCAAAGAUAAACGGUUUCAAGUACGUCUGGCAUCACAAUGGACGAGUCCUCGUGCGCAAAACUGACGGCGAAAAUGCGGUGGCCAUUUCAAGUUCUUGCGACUUGAGUAAACUAAGAUAA